Messenger RNA from Puntigrus tetrazona (Sumatra barb), 1394 nucleotides. RefSeq names its product LRRN4 C-terminal-like protein. The coding region runs from base 160 to 870 and encodes 236 amino acids. The record is from RefSeq and is a predicted model, not a curated record. The transcript has 2 exons. Gene Ontology annotation, molecular function: protein binding. Lineage: Eukaryota; Metazoa; Chordata; Actinopteri; Cypriniformes; Cyprinidae.
AGCAAGAAAAAGGAGGUGAUUGUUGGGGAGUUAGAGAGAGAGAGUGUUGCUGUAGCAAGGGAAUGUGAGCAAAGGAAAGAAGACACCAGAAAAAUCCUGUCAGAUUUUAAGAUCGUAAGAUAAUAUUUCUGUUCGACUACCGACAAAAUAGCAGAAAUUAUGUUGGGGUUUGGACGUCCUUUCAUCCUUCUCCUCAUCAUCAACUUCCUGGACCUCUCCUUUGUGUCAUCUUCAUCAUCUCAGAACGCCACUCGACCCCGUGGCCACCCUUCCGGAGAGAAUUACGACCAAUAUGAGGACUUCACCACUGAGCCUCCCAGCUCGUCCUCUACCAACUCUGAAUACCCAGAUCUCAAUCCGUGCGAUUAUGAUAUGUGUGUGGAGCAGCAGCACACCUGCCAAGAGCUGAGAGAUGCCACAGGCUGCCUCUGCCCGGGGCUGAGCAAUAUUUUCACUCGCCCGAGUCCACCGCGCCUCUCGUAUCUAACUCAAAAGGGUAGCAAAGAGGUUCUGGUACACUGGUGUGCUCCCACUUCCUUUGUCACUCACUACAUAGUCUGGGUGAGUGGGAAGUCCGUGAAUAAGAAUAUACAUGUGGAGGAGAGAAAGAGGGACGCGGUAAUGGAGGAUGUUGAGGCUGGUGCUCGCAUAUGUGUACAGGCGGUAAAUAAAGGCGGCGUCAGUGCAGAUGACGAUCAAUCUUGUGACACAUUUGAACCCCAAAAUACAGACACCGGACUUGCGCUGAAGCUGGGCAUUAUUGGGGGUGUGGCGGGACUCAUACUGCUGCUGAUUCUGGCUCUGCUGCUUUGGAGACACAAAUCACGGCAGAAAUCCUCAGCGCGGACCAAGACUGAGGGAGUUUUGUAACGUCUGUGUGUGUAUGUUGGCAAAAAAUGGACUUUUACUUAAUCUGGGUAUGAAUGACGGGAGCAGGUGAAUGACUGUGUACUGAUCGCUUGCUGUGAGUGUGCUGGGUGGUGUUUGAAUGACUCGGUGGACAUGAACAGAAAGAGAAGGUGGAGGAAUGACUCAGCACAUUCUUCUCAUUUGCUCGUCAGUGUCUACCAAUGUGGUUUAGGACAGAGACAAAUCGCAUACUGCUGGUGUGCUGACUCCAAUAAUGAGCACCAUUUCAAGCCCACUUCCUGAUCACGAACACAUUUUAAACUUCUGUUUCUUCAUCCUGUAUUUGUUUUCAAAGAAAAAGGGCUGAAUCACAGCGUUUAGGUUUAGGCCUGGAUCAGAUCAAAUGGUUAGUACAUAUUUUAGGUCACUUUCGUAAGAAAGGAGUUUGCUAAGAGAAUGUGUGUGAAUCUUACAAAAUGAAAGAUUUUUGUAUUUUUUGGAAGUUUUGCUUUGUGAUAUAAUAAAAUAUAUAUUCCCAUACAGUA